UGACCCGAAUAGCAAUCGCACAAAAGAAAAUCCAAUAAAAUGUUAAAAUCCCACAAAAUACAAACGUAAACAGUAAUACACAUAGUUUAGUGAAUUGUGAAAGUGUUAAUACAAAAAAUAAAACGCAAUACUUUGAAAAUUUUCAAAAAUGAAGGAUUAAAUGAAGCCCUGAAAAUGGCUGCUGUAAAGCCUCUAGGCAAAUUAUUACAAUAAUGUAAUAUUUAAAAAAACAUAGUAUAGUGUAAAGAAGUCUUCCAAAUUAGUGUAAAAUUUAAUAUAAUUAGAAAUAGUUAUAUAUAUGUAAAUUAUAUAGAGUUACAAAAAAUCGAUGUCUUCCCGUAAACGUCAAUUUUGAAGUGAUAAGUUACAAUUAUUAAUAUAUUAUAUUCAUAUAAUUACUAUUAUUGAAAACAAAUUUUAAUAUAUCGACAAUAAUAUAAAGAAAAAGGAAUAUAUAUAUAUAAAUCGCGAUCAAGGUCGUUUUAAAUUUAUUGAAAAAAUUUUGGAAAUAUCAGCAAAAUGAUAAACUUGGGUCGAUUCAAAUUACCACCGCUAAAGAAUGCUCUGGACGUGGCAAUGCAGACCGUCAGGCAGCAGAUGCCUGACAAACCGGGCCCACCGCCCCGACCACCACAAAAUGUUAGAUUUGCCAAUCUAGACAUGGGUGAGAGCUGUGAGCUGUCCACUAUGAACGAAACCACAUCGCCGACGUAUCAAUCCACCAACCCAACAAACCCGUUCCUGAGCGGCAACCUGCAGGCUGAGGACACAUUUACCAGUUACCAAAAUACGUACCCCCAACAAGAUGGCCAAGCACCAAGAACUCAAAGCAUGCAAAGUGUUGAUUUCUAUGCAUCUUCAGAGGAAGGCGGUUUCGAAGAAGGUGGUGGUAAGCCUGGUGCCAAAAUUAAUGAAUUCCAAGCCGCUUGGAACGUUACUAACGCUAUCCAGGGCAUGUUCGUAGUUUCGCUCCCGUUUGCUGUACUACAAGGCGGUUAUUGGGCCAUCGCUGCAAUGAUAGGCAUCGCGCACAUCUGCUGUUACACUGGUAAAAUUCUCGUUGAAUGCCUCUACGAAGAUGACCCUGUAUCUGGCCAGCGAGUAAGAGUUCGUGACUCUUAUGUCAGCAUUGCUAAAGAAUGCUUCGGCAGAAAAUACGGUGCUAGAAUAGUCAAUAUCGCCCAAAUCAUUGAAUUGCUAAUGACCUGUAUCCUUUACGUAGUGGUCUGCGGUGAUUUAAUGAUAGGCACAUUCCCUGAUGGCUCUAUUGAUACUCGAUCUUGGAUGAUGCUGACGGGAAUAUUUCUCUUACCUCUAGCCUUCUUGAAGUCACUCAAAAGCGUCAGUAUGCUAUCUUUUUGGUGUACCAUGAGCCAUUUAAUCAUAAACGCAAUUGUUCUCGGUUAUUGCAUUCUUUAUAUUGGAGAUUGGGGAUGGUCUAAAGUCAAGUGGAGUUUGGAUUUCGAAAAUUUUCCAAUUAGCUUAGGAGUUAUCGUGUUCUCAUACACUUCUCAGAUUUUUCUACCGACAUUGGAAGGUAAUAUGGAAGAUAGAUCCCGAUUUGAAUGGAUGUUGAACUGGUCCCAUAUUGCAGCUGCCGCUUUCAAAUCUAUAUUUGGAUAUUUAUGCUUCCUCACCUUUCAAAACGAUACUCAACAAGUUAUCACGAAUAACCUCCGUUCUGCAGGAUUUAAAGGGCUUGUUAAUUUCUUUUUGGUCAUCAAAGCUGUGUUAAGCUACCCAUUGCCGUAUUACGCAGCUUGUGACUUGUUAGAACGUGCCCUCUUCAGAGGUAAACCGAAAACAUUCUUCCCUGUAAUUUAUGCUUUGGAUGGCGAACUGAAAGUUUGGGGUCUUGCUUGGAGAUUAGGUGUGAUAAUGUUCACUAUAUUGAUGGCUAUAUUCAUACCACAUUUUGCUAUCUUAAUGGGUUUCAUCGGCAGUUUUACUGGCACAAUGUUGAGUUUUAUCUGGCCUGCAUACUUUCAUCUUAAAUUGAAAGGCAAUCAGUUAGAGAGUACCACUAUUGCUUACGAUUACUUCAUUAUAGGCCUAGGUGUUCUGUUUGGUGUUAUAGGCAUGUAUGACUCUGGUUCAGCUCUCAUAAAAGCUUUCAAAAUAGGCUUACCUUUCUAAUUUACUGCUGUAGUUUUAGACAAUUGUUGAACUAUUUUUAGAUAUAUGCAAACUUACGUGUUUGAGUUGAUUUCAAAAGGAAAUGUUCUAACUUAGUGCAACAAAACCUUUUUUGACGUUAUUACAAUUAAAAUGUUAGAGAU
This is a messenger RNA of Achroia grisella, 2279 nucleotides long. RefSeq names its product vesicular inhibitory amino acid transporter (gene VGAT). Gene Ontology annotation, cellular component: vacuolar membrane. The transcript is spliced from 4 exons. Gene Ontology annotation, molecular function: amino acid transmembrane transporter activity. The record is from RefSeq and is a predicted model, not a curated record. Gene Ontology annotation, biological process: amino acid transmembrane transport. The coding region runs from base 520 to 2136 and encodes 538 amino acids. NCBI's taxonomy places the organism in Eukaryota, Metazoa, Arthropoda, Insecta, Lepidoptera, Pyralidae.